Messenger RNA from Oryzias latipes (Japanese medaka), 1638 nucleotides. RefSeq names its product calmodulin 2a (phosphorylase kinase, delta) (gene calm2a). Lineage: Eukaryota; Metazoa; Chordata; Actinopteri; Beloniformes; Adrianichthyidae. Gene Ontology annotation, cellular component: myosin II complex. Gene Ontology annotation, molecular function: calcium ion binding. The record is from RefSeq and is a predicted model, not a curated record.
AAAGGCGAGUCCAGUUGUCUCCUCAGUGUGUUCAUAGAGAUUUUCAGUCUUAGUAGCGGCAGUUCGCCUUCCCUAUUAAACGGAUUUUUUGCGUCCAACAGCGUUUGAAUCAACACUGAAAUGGCCGAUCAACUCACAGAGGAGCAGAUCGCUGAGUUCAAGGAGGCCUUCUCGCUCUUUGAUAAGGAUGGAGAUGGUACCAUCACCACCAAAGAGCUGGGUACAGUCAUGCGGUCUCUGGGCCAGAACCCCACAGAGGCAGAGCUGCAGGACAUGAUCAAUGAGGUGGAUGCUGAUGGAAACGGAACGAUAGACUUCCCAGAGUUCCUAACCAUGAUGGCCCGGAAGAUGAAGGACACAGACAGCGAGGAGGAGAUCAGGGAAGCAUUCCGUGUCUUUGACAAGGAUGGCAACGGCUACAUUAGUGCUGCUGAGCUGCGUCAUGUGAUGACAAACCUAGGAGAGAAGCUGACCGACGAGGAAGUAGAUGAGAUGAUCAGAGAAGCAGACAUUGAUGGAGAUGGACAGGUCAACUACGAAGAGUUCGUACAAAUGAUGACGGCGAAGUGAAGGCCUUGUACAGAUUUCGUAUAUAAAUUUGCCUUUUUCUUUGUGUAAUUUAUCUGUAAAAUCUUAAUAGCCCCUCCACUCGUCCCUGCCCCCUUCUGCUGUCCAAAGGAACUGCAUGUAAACUGCAUAGGCUCUUGUCCCCAUGUCCCUUUCUUUUGCUGUCAUGGUGUUUUGGAGUGACGGAAUGGUCAUAUAACCAGAAGCCUGUGGAGACCCCUGGGAGCCAGAGAACUUGUGCUUUGUGCUCGGGGCCCCUCCACACCUGGCGACAUUGGAAACCUGUCAGCAAGCUGUCAAUUUGGCAGCAAUGCUGGCAUGGGAGCAAUGUAGAGGCAUUGACUCUGCAUGGACUAUGGACAAAGUAUAUAUGGAAAUCUCAGCAUUGCACUACUGCAAAAAAAUGACACGGGUGUAUCUCCUUGGUACUCGUACAAACUCUUUUGUAUCUGCUGUUCUGUAUACCAGAAAAUGACUAAUCUUACCAUGCUUUUUAAUGUUUUACUCACUAAAAUUUUUUUUUUAAAUGACUUCAGGUCAUGCUUCAAAUAAAUCCAUUCCAAGUUGUAUAUUUGUUUUCCAAUAAAAUUUACAAUCUACCCAGAUUGGAAAAUUGUCUUGUUUUCUCGGUUUUUAAAAUGGAUAAUUCAGUUUGUAAACCCUGUAAUCUUCCCAUGUUUGUUAGAGAAUAGGUUUCGUUUACCGCCGACCUUACCAUCAUCAAAUUCAUCAAGAAGAGCAUCAGCCACUGCCUCUUAAUGUUCUGCGCUCAGAGCACGGUUGUAUUGUCAUUGAAAUGUAAGGCAUUCAGGGGAUCAAAGGCCCCCGCCCUGAAGUGGCUGCCACGGCGCUCCACGUCAGGUUGGCCUGGUGGCGCCCUGCUCUUCUGAGCUGCAUGUUCAGGCACAGAAGCUGACUGCCUCAUGUCUUAAUUGGCUCCUGCCACAAUCUUGAUUCAUCAGAAACUGGUGUAAAUAAAGGUGUACCUUUUUUGAGUUUGUUACAGUAGCUUGCAGAGAUACUGAGUUUGUUAUUUUGAUGAGUGACAAAAUAAAGCUCCAAUGUGGAUCA